AGUAGUAGAAAUGGAGAGGAAACGCAUGGAAGAAGGGCUGUUAACAGGAAGCUAUGAAUCCCCAAAUGAAACAAAACCAAGUAGAAAUGGUGCUGGAGGUGACAGUCUUAACGACAACCUUAACGUGCCAUCACUUCUGUCGGCUUCCGCAUUGACACCUAUUCUCUUCUUUAGCACGUUUGUUGCUGCAUGCGGCUCUUUAUGCAUCGGCAGUUCUGUUGGUUACUCAUCGCCAGCGGAGAAUGGGAUCAUGCAAGAUUUGGGCCUCUCUCUGCCAGCAUACUCUGUUUUUGGUUCAAUAUUGACAAUUGGAGGAAUGGUGGGAGCAAUUCUAAGUGGGAAGAUAGCGGAUCUUAUCGGUAGAAAACGUACAAUGUGGUUCUCUGAUGUCUUCUGCACUGCUGGGUGGCUAUCAAUAGCAUAUGCAGAGAAUGCCUUUUGGAUUGACAUUGGAAGGCUUUUCAUCGGUAUCGGAGUUUCCAUUCUUUGUUAUGUGGUACCUGUUUAUAUAGCUGAAAUAACACCUAAAAGUCACCGGGGUUCCUUUGCAUCAUCAAAUAUGUUGAUGUCAGUUUCUGGUGUUACACUUAUGUUUUACAUUGGAACCUUCAUUUCAUGGCGCUCCCUAGCUAUGAUCGGUGCAAUCCCCAGUGUACUACAGAUCAUUGGCUUGUUUUUCAUUCCAGAGUCCCCUAGGUGGCUGGCAAAAUCUGGUCAAGAAAUAGAGUUUGAAGCUUCCUUGAAGCGUCUUAGGGGAGCCUCGGAUAUUUCUGAAGAAGCAGCUGUUAUCAAAGAUUAUAUGGAAACUCUAGAGCCUCAGACAGAAGCAAGUUCCCUUGAAUUAUUCAAAAGGAAAUAUGCUAAUUCACUCAUUGUUGGAGUUGGUCUAAUGUUAUUGCAACAACUAGGAGGAAGCGGAGCUGUGUCAUAUUAUGUUGGUAGCAUAUUGGAAGAAGCAGGUAUAUCUAGUAGUCUUGGCCUUCAAGUUUUAUCCUUUGUACAGAUUCCAGCAGGUAUUUUAGGUUUAUUUUUAAUGGAUAGAUCCGGUAGACGACCGCUUCUAAUGGUUUCUGCAAGUGGAAUAUGUUUCUCUUACAUUCUCCUGGGACUGUCAUUCUGCUUUAAGGAACUUCCCAAUCUGCACCCAUUUACUCCGUUUCUAUGCCUUGCCGGCGUAUUGGUCGGUGCUAUAGCUUUCCCAAUAGGCUUAGCAGGAAUACCAUGGAUCAUAAUGUCAGAGAUAUUUCCUAUAAAUGUUAAAGCUCAAGCUGGAAGCCUGGUGACUCUAGUCAAUUGGUCCACUGCUUGGAUCAUUACUUACAGUUUCAAUUUUAUGAUGGAAUGGAGCUCAGCAGGAACAUUUUUCAUUUUCGCCGGAAUCUCAGGCUUAACUGUUGUAUUCGUCGCCAAAUUGGUGCCGGAGACAAAAGGAAGAACACUGGAAGAAAUACAAGCAUCGAUCAUUAGUUUUAUGUAA
Molecule: messenger RNA, 1477 nt
Organism: Hibiscus syriacus
Lineage: Eukaryota; Viridiplantae; Streptophyta; Magnoliopsida; Malvales; Malvaceae
Product: sugar transporter ESL1-like
Exons: 18
Coding region: 11-1477 (488 amino acids)
Biological process (GO): carbohydrate transport; transmembrane transport
Cellular component (GO): membrane
Molecular function (GO): sugar transmembrane transporter activity
Source: RefSeq, a predicted model, not a curated record